Hydractinia symbiolongicarpus is the source of this 2285-nucleotide messenger RNA. RefSeq lists its product as uncharacterized. NCBI's taxonomy places the organism in Eukaryota, Metazoa, Cnidaria, Hydrozoa, Anthoathecata, Hydractiniidae. Bases 12 to 890 code for a protein of 292 amino acids. The record is from RefSeq and is a predicted model, not a curated record. The transcript is spliced from 3 exons.
CAAUAGCAAAGAUGAUGUACUUGUGGGAUGUCUUAGCGGUGCUUCAUUGCAUUGUGUGUCUUGCAAGUGGAGAUAUAUUACGAUUGGAUGCUUGUAACAAGUUUUAUGCUGCGUUUGAUGUAGUUUACGAUAAUUCCUUGCUGACAAAAACAAUAUUCUCAUUGGUUGAGAAUAUCGUUCUUAAUCGAUGUUUAAUCAUAUGCAUGCAAUAUCCAAAAUGUAAAUCAUUCAGCUACAUGUUUUCACAUUCACAAUGCAGAAUACAUCAUUCCACCAGAGCUGAUAAUGGAACUUUUCUACAAAAGAUCGUUGGAUGGACACAUUAUGAAACAAGGGAAAAUGAACCAAAUUUGGGUCGUCUUUGUGAAGUGAGAAAACCAUGUAAAUAUGGAAGAUGUGUGGAUACAUGUGAUGAGAAAGGAUAUAAAUGUGAAUUCAAAGGGGAAUGGACCUUAUUGAAAGACAAUGUCUGUUUUGGAGCAAAGAGUGGCGAAUUUGGAACAUUCGAAAUACAACAAGAUGCGGUUAUGACUGGCAUGAAAUUGGUGCAUGUCGGUGGAGAUGGGGUAAAAUGCGCUAACAACACACCAUUAACAAAGUGGGGAUGUAAUUACGCUAGAGUUUUUAUCCUAGACAAUAUCGGUGUUUUUAUCACAGCCAAUCGAACAAUACUUUAUCCAUCCCGAGAAUACGGAAAAGGAUAUGGCUUUUCCCACAUACCAGGAUACAACGCAAACUCUCCCUACUUGAUUUUCAAUGCAACAAAUCAUACGGUCUAUAAAGGACAAGAAUUACAAUUGUACUAUGCGGAAGAUUAUCAUGAUAGCUUCGCCCACGACAACGACGGUAAAUCUUGUGCUGAUAUUUACGCCAAACUAAUUGACGUGUAAACAAGUUUAAGCUUUAUAAAAUAACAGAAGAAUUUUUUAAGAUCGCCCAACCACAGCACACCUGAGAUAAACCUUAGAUUUUGUCUUGCCUGGCCACGUGAUUAAAAUAUACCACUGUUUUAUUAUCAGAUGGCUUGCUCUUGAACCAACCGUCUUUAGUUCAGCUUUUUUUGAGGAUUGUGCAACUACUUUUAAAAAAAGUUUGUAGUACCAUUUUUUUAGCUAUUUUGUCUGGGAAAGGUGACAUAGUUUUCGCCAUAUAAAUUACUUUAUCCAGAAACUAGCACUUAUAUAAAUUUUAUUGUAAGUAAUGUAAAUAAGUAAUAUAGCUAUGUAAUCUAACUAACUAGCUAUCCCCUUAUAUUGCCUUUUGUUCUAAAAGUAUUUGUUUCAAUGGCUACGUUUUUACAUUUCAGGGGAAUAUUUGAUAAAAAUGUUUUUAACAAUGUAUAAAUUUAAAGAAAUUUUUUUUAACAGUUUGUUAGUUGAGUCUAAUAUUUUAUUCUAGCCAACUUUAUACAAUUUUUUUGUAUUAUCUCGACCAAUCUGAUUUUUUAUUUAAGCUUCCGAUUGGCUACUUAGUAAAAAGGAUAUAUAGUAGUUAGACAGAUUUAUGUUAAUAGCUAGCCAAUCAUGAACAAUACGCCACCAAAUUUCCAACGAGGUUUUAUGUUUUAAUGCAACUCAGCAGCUGCAUAACAAUAACUAUAUCGAUAACCUGUAUUUGUUUGAGCAUUGCUACCUAUUUUCUAAGUAGACUGGGUAAGCACAACUAUUUUUUCCUCACAAAGAAGAAUACGGUAGACCCUUUUGACGCAAGUUCAGUAUACCUUAUCAGUAAAACAAAAGUUGGCAAAAAGUGACUAAAUUUUGGCUAGGUGACUAAUAUUUUUUGCUAACUAAAAUUUUGCCGACUUUUUUAUUAUCGACCAAACUUUUUUCCAACUUUUUUCCCACCACCUUUUUGCCGUUUUUUCUCUCUUGUUGCUAAUCUUUAUCAGUUUUAGGCAAUUAUUCUUUAUUAGUGACUAAAUUCAAAAAUUUAGUUGGCAAAAAGUGACUAAAUUCAAAACUUUGUUUGGCAAAGAGUGACUAAAUUUUGUCCAAAUGACUAAUUUUUUUGCCGACUGUCUUCUUACCGAUAAGGUAUUCAAAAUAUCUCCUUUACAUGCCAAUUUUUUUAAAAAACAUUUAAACAUUAUAAAACAUUGAUAUUCUCUCUACGAGUAAGAAAGAAAAGAUAUUCGUGGAAAAAAACUGGAACAAAGAAAAAAAAUUCCAAAAAAAACAAAUCCUCCUUCGUUAAAGCAUUGGUAACUCCCGUCUAUUAUUUUCGUUUAUACUAAAAAAUACCGUUUAUUAAGCUCUACAAUUUCUCACUGCAUUUUUUCAAAA